AUGACUGACGCGCCUUUCAAAUUCCUGCCCCUUGGGGCCAUUAUCCAGGACUUCAAGGUCAAGGACACAAACAUUGUGCUUGGAUUCCCAGAACAGGAGCAGUAUGUGAAAUACAACUCUGCCUAUUUCGGAGAGACCAUCGGGCGCAUCGCAAACCGCAUCAAAGACGCCAAGAUCAACAGCCUCAACGGCGGCAAGGUAUACCCGCUUGCUGCCAACGACGGCCUCAACACUCUGCACGGCGGCAACGACGGCUGGGGCAAGCGUAUCUGGAAGGGCCCUACACCCGUGGGAACCAGGGAGAUUCCUGGCGUGCAGGGCCUGAAGGGUGGCGAAAGCGUCGAGUACACUCUCCGCAGCGAGGAUGGCGAUGAGGGCUACCCGGGCGCUGUGGAGGCCAAGGUCAUCUACACCACUGGAAACCAGGUUGUUGACGGAAAGGAGAUCAUCGUCCUGGGUAUUGAGUACGAGGCGAAGCUGGCUGGAGGCGCGGACGAGACCAUCAUCAACCUGACCAACCACUCCUACUUCAACCUCACCGGCGAUUCGAAUAUCACGGGCACCACCGUUACUCUUGCGACCAACAGCCAUCUCCCCGCCAAGGAGGAUUCCAUUCCUCUCAGCGGCCCCGUUCCUUUCCCCGAGCUUGACACCUCCAAGCCUUUCGUUUUGGGCGCCACCGGACCGGAAAUCGAUCGCUGCUUCGUUACCACCACUGACCCAUCAUCUGUGCCGAUCGACACUCGUUCGCAGCCUCUAGCUCUCAACCUGUCUGCCUUCCACCCCAAGAGCGGUAUUCACUUGGAAGUCCUCAGCACAGAGCCAUCAUUCCAGUUCUAUACCGGCGACAUGACCAACGUGCCUGCUGUUGAGGGCCUGCCCGCGAGAGGCGCACGAAGUGCGUUUUGCUGCGAGCCCGGCCGUUGGAUCAACGCGUGCAAUGUCCCCGAAUGGAAGGAUAUGGUCAUCUUGAAGAAGGGAGAGACUUAUGGUGCUAGAAUCGUGUACAAGGCCUGGACAGAGUAA
Messenger RNA from Trichoderma atroviride IMI 206040, 1026 nucleotides. RefSeq lists its product as uncharacterized. Gene Ontology annotation, biological process: glucose metabolic process; beta-D-galactose catabolic process via UDP-galactose, Leloir pathway. The record is from RefSeq and is a predicted model, not a curated record. Lineage: Eukaryota; Fungi; Ascomycota; Sordariomycetes; Hypocreales; Hypocreaceae. Gene Ontology annotation, molecular function: carbohydrate binding; aldose 1-epimerase activity.